This is a messenger RNA of Vombatus ursinus (common wombat), 2325 nucleotides long. RefSeq names its product glycerophosphodiester phosphodiesterase domain containing 1 (gene GDPD1). The record is from RefSeq and is a predicted model, not a curated record. The transcript has 10 exons. Bases 108 to 1049 code for a protein of 313 amino acids. Gene Ontology annotation, molecular function: phosphoric diester hydrolase activity; phosphatidylcholine lysophospholipase A1 activity. Gene Ontology annotation, biological process: glycerophospholipid catabolic process; N-acylethanolamine metabolic process. NCBI's taxonomy places the organism in Eukaryota, Metazoa, Chordata, Mammalia, Diprotodontia, Vombatidae. Gene Ontology annotation, cellular component: endoplasmic reticulum membrane.
GGGUCUCCUUUUGGUGCUGUUGCCUCCGCCGCCUAGCUCGCAGGGCCGAGCGUUAGGGGCGAGGGCCGUACUGGGUGGGGACGGCCCUCCGCACUCCUGCAGCUGCGAUGUCGCCCUCGGCGGCGAUUUACUUGCUGUCCACACUGGGGGGCUAUGUGGUGACCUCCUUCCUGCUGCUCAAGUACCCAACCCUGCUACACCAGAGGAAGAAGCAGCGAUUCCUCAGUAAACACAUCUCUCGCCGCGGAGGUGCUGGAGAGAACUUGGAAAACACAAUGGCAGCCUUUCGGCAUGCAGUUAAUAUGAGAACUGAUAUGCUGGAACUGGACUGCCAUAUGACAAAAGAUGAACAAGUGGUUGUAUCCCACGAUGGGAAUCUGAAGAGAUCAACUGGAAUAAAUGUGAACAUCUCUGACCUGAAGUACUGUGAACUCCCACCUUACCUUGGCAAAUUGGAUAUAACAUUUCAAAAAGGAAGACAAAGUGAGGGAGAAGACAAACGCAUUCCAUUACUGAAGGAAGUUUUCGAGGCCUUUCCUCACACUCCAGUGAACAUUGAUAUCAAAGUCAAUAACAAUGUGCUGAUUAAGAAGGUUUCAGAGUUGGUGACUCAGUACAAACGAGAACACUUGACAGUGUGGGGCAAUGCCAAAUAUGAAAUUGUAGAAAAAUGUCACAAAGAGAAUUCAGAUAUCCCCAUUCUCUUCAGUCUACAACGUGUUCUGCUCAUUCUUGGCCUGUUCUACACUGGCCUCUUGCCCUUUGUGCCCAUCUGUGAGCAGUUUUUUGAAAUUCCAAUGCCUUCUAUAAUAUUGAAACUGAAGGAACCUCACGGCAUAUCAAAAAGUCAAAAAUUUCUCAUUUGGUUGGCUGACAGGUUACUAAUGAGGAAAGCCUUAUUUGACCACCUCACUGCCCGAGGCAUUCAGGUAUAUGUUUGGGUCCUAAAUGAAGAGCACGAAUACAAAAGAGCUUUUGAUUUGGGAGCAACUGGGGUGAUGACAGACUACCCAACAAAGCUUAAGGAAUUUUUACGUAAUUAUGCAUAAGUCAGCCUAAAAAAGGCAUUCGAAGAAGAUGAAGGAAUAUUCUUUUUUCAGCAUCACAUAAAUAAGCCAUUUCCAGAAUGGUAAAAGAUGUAAUCAAUUGAGUUUCAUUACCUCAUUUUUAAGCCUAGUUCACAAUGUAGAAACUACAAUGGAUAUUUAUUUUAAAGUAUAUUCCAGAUUUUACAUUUGUCCAUGAUUUGUUUAGAAAGCUAACAUUGAUUGGGAUAGGGCAGGAAGAAGAUGAAUAGCGGAUCAAGAUUUCUGCCUUCUAUCUAUUGCAAGCAAUUUGCAAAUCAAAGACUAACACUAACAGACUAGGUAAAAUCCAGGACUUGGAAGGAUCUUGACAUUCACUGGGCUGAGAUCAGUUAAUCAGUAAAACUAAAUUAUUGAAAAACUGCAGCCAUUCUUAAAUUGGCUUUUUGUUUCUGGACAUGUUGCUAGUCUGCACAAUGGAAAAGAAACAAGUAGAAGAAGCAGUUAAAAAAAAAAAAGAAACCAAUGAUGUAGUUAUCUGACAAGACACACACUGGGAUCAGUAGUGAGUCUCCUAGAAAUAAUUGAAAAUAUCACCACUUGACCAGAAACAAAAUCUGUAGACUGAAUUAAUUUUUCUUUGGAUAUUGUUAUAUACUUUCAUUAAUAAGAAUGUAAGACUAAUAUUUGAAGUCAUUUGGGGUGUGUAUGUGUAUAUGUGUGUGUGUGUGUGUGUGUGUGUUUACAUAUGUAUGUAUGUAUGUGCGUAUGUACCAUCAACUCUAUGGCUAACUUUGUUUUCAUUGUAAACAUUGCAAAGUAGACGUUUGUAGGUUGUUGUUGAGACUAGAGCCUCCCCAGAGAUGGAAGAUUACAAUUUGUGACAAGGCCUAAUUGUAUUUUGCGGGCCUAUUUCUGGAUGUACAAAACCACUGACUCUUCAGCCUCUUCAUUAUGUUAAAGAAGGUGACAUCAUUGUUUCCAUACUUUUGGAUAACCCCACCCCAUCUGUAUCCACUAUUUUGCUAACCAAGUAGUCCCCUUUUGAGUGUUAGCUGGAAAUAAGAUUUCCCAACAUUCUAAGACUCUCUCAACCUUUCUUCUAUAACUCCAUGUAAAUCUAUUUCUAUUCUUUUUUGGGUAUUUGUCAUCGGUGGAGCCUCUGACCUCUGGUCAGCAGUAGACCAUGAUCUCUGGUAGGGCAGAUGAGAUCUCAGACACUUGUCGUUUGUAAAUCAUUUUCUCAUGAGGGUAAAAAUAUCAUUUUUUUUUUUAACAGAAAUAAAGUUUUCCAAGGACA